Encephalitozoon intestinalis ATCC 50506 is the source of this 693-nucleotide messenger RNA. RefSeq names its product dolichol-phosphate mannosyltransferase. Bases 1 to 693 code for a protein of 230 amino acids. Gene Ontology annotation, biological process: protein O-linked glycosylation via mannose; GPI anchor biosynthetic process. Gene Ontology annotation, molecular function: dolichyl-phosphate beta-D-mannosyltransferase activity. NCBI's taxonomy places the organism in Eukaryota, Fungi, Microsporidia, Unikaryonidae. The record is from RefSeq and is a predicted model, not a curated record. The transcript has a single exon. Gene Ontology annotation, cellular component: endoplasmic reticulum membrane.
AUGUACAAUGUUAUCAUACCAACAUACAAUGAAAGAGAGAAUAUCUGCGUUCUGUUGCGAAUGGUUUCCGAUGUGCUGAGAGAAGAGGGAAAGGCUUUCAAGAUAAUUGUUGUGGAUGAUAGUAGUCCCGAUGGGACACAUGAAGCAGUAGAAUCGCUGGGGCUUCCAAAUGUGUGUCUUUUAUUGCGGAAGAAGAAGCUUGGGCUUGGAAGUGCAUAUAGAGCAGCACUGGAACAUUGUGAGCAUCCCUUUACAGUUGUAAUGGAUGGAGAUCUGUCACAUGAUCCUAUGUACAUCAAGGAUAUGAUCAGGUUGCAAAAAAAGGGAGCGGAUAUAGUUGUCGGAAGCAGAUAUUCCAAAGAAGGGGGGGUGUAUGGUUGGUCAAUCAAGAGGAAGAUCAUAAGUCUUGGGGCCAACAACCUUGCCCGGACACUCCUCAACAUGGAUGUGUCGGACCUCACAGGGAGUUUUCGAUUGUACAAAACAGAGGUGUUCAAGUUGCUGGUUAAGGAGUCUGUAUCCACGGGCUAUUCGUUCCAGAUGGAACUGAUGUUCCUAGCGAAAAGGCACAAUCUUACUAUUGCCGAGUGCCCAAUAGUUUUCCACGAUAGAAGGAAAGGACAAUCCAAACUGUCUGCAAUGGAGAUGGUGAUGUACUUUAAAACAGUGGUCUCUCUGUUUUUCAGUGUUUAA